UUGUAGCUUGGGCUGCACGAAAAUUGACAAAUAAAAUCUUUGAAUAUCCAUUAAAAUUUAACUAAAAUAUAAUACAGGAGAUAUGUGGAUCACUAAAAGCAGAUGGUUUUCCAAGUCAAAGCUAGUUGCCAGGCUUGACUAUUUGCAAAGCCUGAAUAUUGUAUACUUUCAUAAAUUCCUAAAUUGACACUGCCAUUUACAUUCUGCAGAGAAAAAUGGCAAAUUCUGAUAACCACAAUCAUAAUGCCCAUGUAGCUCUGAUUCCCAGCUCUGGUAUGGGACAUCUAACACCCUUUCUUCGUCUUGCUGUUUCACUUAUAUCCCACAAUGUCAGAGUCACUCUGAUCACGGCACAGACAACAGUCUCACUAGCUGAAUCACAGGCUCUUUCUUGCUUCUUCUCGACUUACCCUCAAAUAACCGCAUCACAACUUCCUCUCGUCCCAUAUGAUUCCCCUUCAGAAGAUCCUUUCUAUAUUCAAUAUGAAGCCAUUCGUCGCUCUUCACACCUUCUUUCUCCCAUAUUAUGUUCCAUAACUUCAUCUCUCUCUGCUCUCAUAACAGACAUGAGCUUAGCCUCUACCAUUAUCCCGGUAACGCAAUCCCUUAACCUUCCUAACUAUGUCCUCUUCACAUCAUCUGCCCAAAUGUCAACACUGUUUCUGUCCUUCCAUGCCAUUGCUGGCUCAAGAGGUGAAAAUGACCUUUUUACGAUCCCAGGUAUGCAGCCUCUGCCCAUAUCAUGGAUUCCUCCGCCAUUACUUUCUGAGAAGGAUAGCUUGUUUAGGACCCAAUUAAUGGAGAAUGGAAAAGCAAUGCUACAAGCAGAUGGAAUACUAAUCAAUACAUUUGAAAAUUUUGAACAAGAACCAUUAGUAGCCCUCAAUGCUGGUGAAGUAAUAACAAGGUUGCCACCAGUGACAGCCAUAGGGCCAUUUGAACCAUGCGGUUUUGAGAGGAGCCGGUCACUAACAUGGCUUGAUGGCCAACCGAUGAAUUCAGUUGUAUUUGUAAGCUUUGGGAGUAGGACUGCCAUUUCCAGGGAGCAAAACAAGGAACUGGCUGACGGCUUGCUGAGGAGCGAGUGUAGGUUCAUUUGGGUAGUGAAGGAAAAGAAAGUUGAUAGAGAGGAUGGAAAGGUGUUGGAUGAGCUUGUUGACGAGGAGUUUAUGAAGAAGGGGAAGGAUAAAGGAUUGGUAGUUAACCAAUGGGUGAAUCAAGAACAGAUAUUGAGUCACCCAGCAGUUGGUGGGUUUGUAAGUCACUGUGGAUGGAAUUCUGUUACUGAGGCCGCAUGGCAUGGUGUUCCCAUUUUAGCUUGGCCCCAGCAUGGAGACCAGAAGAUGAACGCAUAUGUAUUGAGUAAACGAGGGCUAGGAAUAUGGGCUGCAAAUUGGGGGUGGGGAGGGGAAAUGGUGGUAAAAGGGACGGAAAUCAGUGAAAAGAUUAGAGAGGUUAUGGGUAAUGAAAUGCUAAGAGCACAGGUGAUAAAAAUCAGGGAAAAUGCUCGAGCAGCGGUAGCAAAUGGUGGGAGUUCUCACAAAGGAGUGAUUGAACUCAUCCAGAUAUGGAAGAAUAAGAAUAUCAAGUAACACAAUUUUUUCCACUCA
Daucus carota subsp. sativus is the source of this 1610-nucleotide messenger RNA. RefSeq names its product UDP-glycosyltransferase 708G1. The record is from RefSeq and is a predicted model, not a curated record. Lineage: Eukaryota; Viridiplantae; Streptophyta; Magnoliopsida; Apiales; Apiaceae. Gene Ontology annotation, molecular function: UDP-glycosyltransferase activity. The transcript has a single exon. The coding region runs from base 216 to 1592 and encodes 458 amino acids.